Messenger RNA from Rotaria sordida, 339 nucleotides. NCBI's taxonomy places the organism in Eukaryota, Metazoa, Rotifera, Eurotatoria, Philodinida, Philodinidae. The record is from the annotation of a GenBank genome assembly.
AUGAUUACAACUAUCAAUGAUCGAGAACUUUCACCACGUGAAAAAUGUGAUUGUGAAGUGAUUGAAAGAUUAAUUCGCUCAUAUUUUUUAAUUGUACGAAAAAACAUUCAAGAUAGUAUACCAAAAGCCAUCAUGCAUUUUCUUGUUAAUUUUGUUAAAGAUCAAUUACAAAGUGAACUCGUUGCAUUAUUAUAUAAAACAUCAGUUAAUGAACAUGAUGAAUUACUGAAUGAAUCUAGUCAUAUAGCACAACGACGUAAAGAUGCACAAGAAAUGCUUGAUGCAUUACAUAAAGCAAAUCAAAUAAUAUGUGAAGUACGAGAAACUCAUCUCUGGUGA